GGAGGAGGAGGAGAAAGGGGGUAAGGGGGGCAGUAGGAGCCACGGUCCAGAGUGCCGGGGACCGCGCAGGGCCAGCUAGACCCCCGGCGGGGCGGCUGGGAGAGGCUCUGGCCCAGCCCUCAGCAGAGAGGCACUGCACCUUUUCCAGACCCCUGAGACCUGUCCACUGCUGCUGCUCGAGGCCUGAGGGAAUGCUGGCUGCUGUCUGAGUGGGCAUCGCUGCUCCUAAGCCACGCUGGGGAUAUUGGCGUGCCCAGUCCUGGCUCAUCCUGGGGCUGUCGGAAGCUGCAAGCUGAUAUCUGUCCAGAUUUCUGAGCAGCCUCCACCCCCUCAGAGAUCGGUUUUCCUGCUUGUGGUGGCAGCUCACGAAGCACCUUGAGAGAGUACCUGUCAGCCCCUGACAAGAAGCUCACUGCCUGGGACACCAGACACGCUCCCCCAGGACGCCUGGCCCUCUAAAGGACCAAGGCAUGGUACCCUGACACGUUGGCUUAGGCCAAUUUUCCUGCCUCUGCCCUGGACUUCUGAGCCCAGAGCCCAGCCCAGGAACCAGGAUGGGUCGUGAACAGGACCUGAUCCUUGCCGUCAAGAACGGAGAUGUGACUGGUGUGCAGAAACUGGUGGCUAAAGUCAAGGCUGCAAAGACAAAGCUUCUCGGCUCCACGAAGAGACUCAAUGUCAACUACCAGGAUGCUGACGGAUUCUCUGCACUCCAUCAUGCCGCCUUGGGGGGCAGCCUGGAGCUCAUAGCCUUGUUACUGGAGGCUCAGGCCACUGUGGACAUCAAGGACAGCAAUGGCAUGCGCCCUCUGCAUUACGCAGCCUGGCAGGGCCGGCUGGAGCCUGUGAGACUGCUGCUGCGGGCCUCUGCGGCCGUCAACGCCGCCUCGCUGGACGGGCAGAUCCCGCUGCACCUGGCUGCCCAGUACGGACACUAUGAAGUGUCAGAAAUGCUCCUCCAGCAUCAGUCCAAUCCGUGCCUGGUCAACAAGGCCAAGAAGACGCCCCUGGACCUGGCCUGCGAAUUUGGGCGGCUCAAGGUGGCCCAGCUGCUACUGAACAGCCAUUUAUGUGUGGCACUGCUGGAGGGCGAGGCCAAAGACCCAUGCGACCCCAACUACACCACACCCUUGCACUUGGCUGCCAAGAACGGCCACAGAGAGGUCAUCAGGCAGCUCUUGAGAGCUGGGAUAGAGAUCAACCGGCAGACCAAGACAGGCACGGCGCUCCAUGAGGCUGCACUAUAUGGCAAAACCGAGGUGGUGCGGCUGCUCCUGGAGGGCGGGGUGGACGUGAACAUUCGGAACACGUAUAACCAGACGGCACUGGACAUCGUGAAUCAGUUCACCACCUCCCAGGCCAGCCGGGAAAUCAAGCAGCUAUUGCGGGAGGCCUCGGGGAUCCUUAAGGUCCGAGCACUCAAGGAUUUCUGGAACCUCCAUGAUCCCACUGCCCUCAAUGUCCGGGCAGGGGACGUCAUCACGGUGCUUGAGCAGCAUCCUGAUGGCCGCUGGAAGGGCCACAUCCACGAGAGUCAGAGGGGCACCGACCGUGUGGGCUACUUCCCCCCGGGCAUCGUCGAAGUGGUCAGCAAGCGGGUGGGCAUCCUUGCGCCCCGACUCCCCUCCGUGCCUACUCCCCUGCGCCCAGGCUCCUCCCGGACACCGCAGAGUCCUGCUGAUGACUCCCUGCACCCGCUCACCUAUGGCCAACUCCCUCGCGUGGGCCUCAGCCCAGACAGCCCAGCAGGUGACAGGAAUAGCGUGGGCAGUGAGGGCAGCGUGGGCAGCAUCCGCAGUGCUGGCAGCGGGCAGAGUUCCGAGGGCACCAACGGCCACAGCACUGGCCUCCUCAUUGAGAACGCCCAGCCGCUCACUUCCACUGGAGAGGACCAGGUGCUGCCAGGACUGCACCCCCCAUCCCUGGCAGACAACCUGAGCCACCGCCCUCUGGCCAACUACCGCUCCGGGGAGCAGCUCUUCACCCAGGAUGUGAGGCCUGAGCAGCUGCUGGAGGGAAAGGAUGCUCAGGCCAUUCAUAACUGGCUGAGUGAAUUCCAGCUAGAGGGCUACACUGCCCACUUCCUGCAGGCCGGCUACGAUGUGCCAACCAUCAGCCGCAUGACACCCGAGGACCUGACAGCCAUUGGGGUGACCAAGCCUGGGCACAGGAAGAAGAUUGCCUCAGAGAUUGCCCAGCUCAGCAUCGCUGAGUGGCUGCCCAGCUACAUCCCGGCGGACUUGCUGGAGUGGCUGUGCGCGCUGGGGCUGCCACAGUACCACAAGCAGUUGGUGAGCAGUGGCUAUGACUCCAUGGGGCUGGUGGCCGACCUCACCUGGGAGGAGCUGCAGGAGAUCGGUGUCAAUAAGCUUGGUCAUCAGAAGAAGCUUAUGCUGGGAGUGAAGCGGCUGGCCGAGCUCCGGCGGGGCCUACUGCAGGCGGAGACCUCAGGCGAGAGUGGCCGCCGGCUGGCCAGGGGCCCGGAGCUGAUGACCAUCGAGGGGCUGGAGAACGGGGACGGUCCUACUGUGGCUGGCCCACGCCUCCUCACCUUUCAGGGCAGUGAGCUGAGCCCAGAGCUACAAGCGGCCAUGGCGGGGGAUGGCCCUGAGCCACUCCCCCUGCCCCCCGCCCGCUCCCCCAGCCAGGAGAGCAUUGGAGCACGCUCACGAGGGUCUGGUCACUCACAGGAACAGCCUGGCUCCCAGCCCAGUGGUGGGGACCCUGGCACCCCACAGGAGAGGAACCUUCCAGAGGGCACAGAGCGGCCCCCUAAGCUUUGUGCUCCCCAAGGGCCUCCCCCUUAUGUUUUUAUGUACCCCCAGGGCUCGCCCUCCAGCCCAGCCCCAGGGCCGCCUCUGGGUACACCCCGGGCCUUCUCCUACUUGGCUGGCUCCCCUGCCACUCCUCCAGAUCCACCUCGGCCCAAGCGCCGGUCCCACAGCCUAAGCCGCCCUGGCCCAGCCGAAGGGGAAGCAGAGGGGGAGGCUGAGGGGCCAGUGGGCAGUGCCCUGGGCAGUUACGCCACUCUUACUCGGCGACCAGGACGCAGUGCGCUAGCCCGGACCAGCCCUAGCCAGACCCCAGCUCGAGGGGCUCCCCGGAGCCAGUCCUUUGCCCUCCGGGCCCGACGCAAAGGCCCCCCACCCCCUCCCCCUAAGCGCCUCAGCUCUGUCUCUGGUCCCACCCCGGAGCCACCUCCAUUAGAUGGAAGCCCAGGACCUAAGGAGGGGGCCCCAGGGCCCCGAAGGCGAACACUGAGUGAACCAACUGGCCCAUCGGAGCCCCCUGGCCUUCCUGCCCCAGCUGGCCCCUCAUCAGACACAGAGGAGGAGGAGCCUGGGCCGGAGGGGACACCCCCAUCUCGGGGCAGCUCAGGGGAAGGGCUCCCAUUUGCAGAGGAGGGGAACCUGACUAUCAAACAGCGGCCAAAGCCAGCCGGCCCCCCACCCCGGGAGAUACCAGUGCCCGUCGGCCUGGACUUCAACCUGACAGAGUCAGACACUGUUAAACGGAGGCCCAAAUGCCGGGAGAGAGAGCCACUGCAGACUGCACUUCUGGCCUUCGGAGUGGCCAGCGCCACGUCCAGCCCCUCUGCGCCCGUGCCUCCCCAGACCCCCAGCGAGUGCCCCUCAGCUUCCCCUAGCCCUCCUCGGCCUGACCCUAGCAGCCUCCCAACUCCAGGAGCUUCAGCCCCUCUUCCUCCCAGCCCCCCAGCCCAGCCCUCUGUGUCCCCCUGCCCUGGGCCGGCUCUGGAAAACUCGGCAGGCAGUCGGCGGCCUGGGGAGCCGGAGCCCCCAGCUGCCCCUGCUGCCCUCAUCAAGGUGCCUGGAACAGGAGCAGCUCCCAAGCCUGUGUCUGUGGCCUGUACCCAGCUGGCAUUUUCUGGCCCUAAGCUGGCUCCCCGGCUUGGCCCUCGCCCGGUACCCCCUCCAAGGCCGGAGAGCACUGGGGCCGCGGGCUCAGGCCGUGCCCAGCAGAGACUGGAGCAGACCAGCUCAUCCCUGGCAGCUGCACUGCGGGCAGCAGAGAAGAGCAUUGGCACUGAGGAGCGAGAAGGCCCCCCCAGCACCUCCACCAAGCACAUUCUGGAUGACAUUAGCACCAUGUUUGAUGCCUUGGCUGACCAGCUGGAUGCCAUGUUGGAUUGAGCUAGACCCAUCUGCAGCCUCGGUGGCGCUCACUGUGACCUGCAGCGUCCAUUGCUUUUGCCCCAACGCAGAGGAAGCUCCUGCUGCUCCAAGCUAGUGGCAGUCAGCACUGCAGUUCUCGGGGGACCACCCCCACAGGGGCCAAGGGAACUUGUCAGCAGCUGACAUCUCAGCAAAACCCCCUCCCAGUGUGUAACCUGAGUGAAGAGCCCCACCCCUUGGACAGGGACCGUGGUAAGAGCUUCCUCCCCAGGAAGAAAGAGGUGGUGGCAGAGCUUCUAGGGUGCUGUCUCUGACCCCCCCAAGUGUCUCAAGUUCCUGUGCCAAGGUCCUCUUGCCACCUGCUGUGCUGUCCUGGUGCUGAGAGGCUGGAGGAGGUGGUGUGUCUGGCCAGGUCCCUGCAGGUGUACAUAGGACAUGUAUAUAAGCCACCAGGGGCCUGCUUAGCCACGGUGGCAGUGCCCAGGCCAGACCUUGGUCCCUCCCCUGCCUGCCCUCAGUGAGGCAAAGCUGGCGGGGGUGGGGGCAGUGGGAUUAACAGAUCCCCAAAGUCCAAACUUUUUCAACUGUAAAUAUUUUUUAAGCAGAGAGAAAUGCAUCUAUUUUAAAUGGAAUUUAUUCUAUCUAUAACUGCCUGAGAAGACGCAGUUGGGGAGGGGCUUCGAACCACAGCGAGGAUGCCCAUUGCCCAUCUGGGGGCUGGAAGCCUGACCUGGUUGGCCCAGGCCCCGGUUCUGUAACCAUUAACCUCUUACCCCAACUAACACCAAUGAAAGUGUCAUUCCACA
Messenger RNA from Hipposideros armiger (great roundleaf bat), 4939 nucleotides. RefSeq names its product CASK interacting protein 2 (gene CASKIN2). Lineage: Eukaryota; Metazoa; Chordata; Mammalia; Chiroptera; Hipposideridae. The record is from RefSeq and is a predicted model, not a curated record. Bases 555 to 4151 code for a protein of 1198 amino acids. Gene Ontology annotation, molecular function: protein binding. The transcript has 20 exons.